Messenger RNA from Gryllus bimaculatus (two-spotted cricket), 717 nucleotides. The record is from the annotation of a GenBank genome assembly. Lineage: Eukaryota; Metazoa; Arthropoda; Insecta; Orthoptera; Gryllidae.
GCACUUCAUAGUUCGCAGUCGAAGUAGAACUCGCCGUGAUGUAACUUGUGAUAAGAGCGUGUGUUGAACUGGUGCCUGUGCGGGAGUCGAAGUGGAUGGUAUUUUUCAGGUUCCUUCUGGAGAUAAUGUGACUUUUCUUGCUGGCUAUAAUUAAAAGGUAGAUUAAUAUGAUAAAUAGAUUUUUAUGAGAAUUGUACAUCUUUUAUAAGAGAACAGUAGUGACGAUUUGGAGUGCAAGAAUAACAGAAAUUAACUUUUUGUAAUAGUAUGUAAUUGUCAAGGUGACAGUGCAAAUAUUUCGAAUUAAUACGCUUUUAAGACAGUGUCCAUGUAACAUGUGGUUAAACGCUCUUCCGUCAACCACCUUCGAAACACGAGAGGGAUAUCCUACCAUGGAUGAAUAUCUAUUAUCAUACCUUAAAACGAUUAAAGGUGUAAGGCGCACGUACCGGCAUGAGCGCUCCUGGCUGCGGCACCGUCAUCAGCUUCUGCAGGUCGCGCACUGACAUUUCGUGGAAGACGCGCCUUGUGUCGCGCCGCUGCUCCGCCGUCGUCAUAAUCUGCACAAGAGGUUCCAACGGUAAAAUCAGUGAGAAUUGUCUGCGGGAACCAAGCAGGUCCAUCGACUCUGAGCCCUAUUUGUCUGUUGAUGAUGAAGCAGAAAAUACACUUGCGUGCUGGUUAGAGGAUCUUUUAGAACUUCAUUUUACGAAUUAA